Molecule: messenger RNA, 1178 nt
Organism: Vigna unguiculata (cowpea)
Lineage: Eukaryota; Viridiplantae; Streptophyta; Magnoliopsida; Fabales; Fabaceae
Gene: MRH6
Product: Adenine nucleotide alpha hydrolases-like superfamily protein
Source: RefSeq, a predicted model, not a curated record
AACCCACAAAAAGGAGAAAAUGGAAGCAAAAGAAACCAAGAACUAAGAAAAUGAUAAUUGGAAAAGUAAAAGAGAAAGCAAAGCAGAAAAUGAGCUAUGUCCCAGGCCAACAUUUUACAAAAUUUGUCAGCCCCAGCAGGCAUGGGAAAGAGAGGAGCAAGGUUACCAGGGUUCUGCCUCAACAGAAUUAGGCCACAUGCAAGGGUGCGUUCACCAUCUGCACAAGCCAUAAAGCAUGAAAACACCACAAUUGGCACUACAAUUGAUCAGAAAACUGAGAAUUCUUGCAAUGCAUGUGAGGAGAAAUCUGAUGAAGGGGUGAAACAAGGGUCUGUGAUUGGUAGGAAGAUCAUGAUUGUGGUUGAUUCUAGCCUUGAGGCCAAGGGUGCUGUGCAGUGGGCUCUCACUCACACAGUUCAGAACCAGGACACUAUAGUUCUUCUUCAUGUCAUGAAGCCUUCUAACAAACAAGCAGGCUCAGAUGAUGAAGAAUCCAGCAAGGAAAUAGCUCCAAGGGCUAAUGAACUUGCUUCCUCCUUCAAGAACAUGUGCCAAGUAAAGAGACCCGAGGUACAAACUGAGAUUGCAGUGAUAGAGGGAAAGGAAAAGGGUGAAAAAAUAGUGGAAGAGGCGAAAAAGCAAGGCGUGGCACUUCUGGUUUUGGGGCAGAAGAAGAGGUCCACAACAUGGCGUCUUCUGAUGAUGUGGGCAGGGCAGAGAGUAACUGGUGGGGUGGUGGAGUACUGCAUUCAGAAUGCACAUUGCAUGGCCAUUGCUGUGAGAAGAAAAAGCAAGAAGAGUGGAGGAUACAUGAUUACUACUAAGCGUCACAAAGAUUUCUGGCUAUUGGCUUAAUCAAUGAACCAAUUUUAUGGGGUGUUGUGAGCUUCAAGAAAUAUACAAGUAUAAAUCAUAAAUCAUGUUUUUUGGUGUCUGUAAUCCACAAUGUUUGUACAUAAUAAAGUGUGCAGAGAAUGAACAUAAAAAAAAGGAUUGGAAUUAUUAAUUAAGAGUGGAAAAGGGGCAUGGUGUCCUUAUGUGGGCCAUUAUCCAUAAUGGGCACCACAUGGUGGCAUUGGGAACUUUAGGUUCCUUAAGAAUGCUACAGAGCAGAAUAAGAGCAUGGAGUGCUUCUUCCUCUAUUUUCCUGUUUUUCUUCCGGCACUUCGUAAAAUUGG